Danio aesculapii is the source of this 7949-nucleotide messenger RNA. It is a transcript of the gene dennd4a, whose product is annotated as DENN/MADD domain containing 4A. The record is from RefSeq and is a predicted model, not a curated record. The coding region runs from base 231 to 5405 and encodes 1724 amino acids. Gene Ontology annotation, molecular function: protein binding. Gene Ontology annotation, cellular component: cytoplasmic vesicle. Gene Ontology annotation, biological process: regulation of Rab protein signal transduction. The transcript is spliced from 31 exons. Lineage: Eukaryota; Metazoa; Chordata; Actinopteri; Cypriniformes; Danionidae.
UGAAAGGGUACAGAGGAGAUGAGGCACUGCCCUCCCUGAGGGAUGUUUAUACGUGAUGAAGGAAUAUUAAUUUAUUUGUCUGAUGAAAAUGGAUGGAAAUACAUAAAGACAUUCUUCCGUCCAGUGAUUAACGAUCAAAAUAACGGUGCGCGUGUCCAUGAGCCUGUCCUCAGAAUCGUCGUCCUACUGAAAACACACAUACAGUCCUCGUUCUAUGGGGAUGAUCGAAGAUGGAGGAAAAAAGCCUUCGUGUAGCAGACUAUUUUGUGGUGGCUGGACUCACCGUCUCCUCGAAGCCCCUGGAGGAAGAUGUCCACCCUGAAGAUGGAGGUCACCGGAGCUCAGCUCAACUCAAGGCGCCGAUCACUGAUGUGGCGGUGGUGAUUCGCUCUCUAGGGGAGGAGGUACCUCGAGGGUAUACCUGUGUUGAAUGCACCCCCUCCGGACUCCCUGCUGAACUGAAUGGAGGAAGCCUCAUGGGGCCGCAGAUCUUCCUGUGCUAUAGGAGAGGCAGAGAUAAACCGCCACUCACCGAUCUGGGCAUCCUCUAUGAGUGGAAGGAGAAGCUGAAGCCAGACUGUCAGAUUAUUCAGACCACACCCUCCGGACGCCCUGCCAACAUCAGUGGCUCCUCCUCCCAGCGGAUCUACAUCACAUAUCGUCGCGCCGCUGAGAAUCACUCUCACGCCACGCUGGCUGUCACAGACAUCUGUGUCAUUAUUCCCGGCAAGGGAGAGACUCCACCACACGCCUUCUGCAAGGUGGACAAAAACCUCAACAGCAGUAUGUGGGGAUCCUCUGUGUACUUGUGCUACAAAAAAUCUCUGGCCAAAACCAACACACUUGCAUUCAAAGCAGGUCUUUUGUCCAGAUACCCAGAGGAGGACUACGAUUCCUUUCCUUUGCCUGAAUCCGUGCCCUUGUUUUGCCUGCCGAUGGGAGCGUCCAUCGAGUGCUGGUCCUCUCACACCAAAUAUUCUCUUCCCGUCUUUUCAACAUUCGUUCUCACAGGCGCCUCUGGAGAAAAGGUUUAUGGUGCUGCCAUCCAGUUUUAUGAACCCUACCCAGAAGAGCAUUUGACUGAAAAGCAGAGAUCUCAGCUGGGACUGCAGGCUAACGGACUCAGGCCUGACGGAUCCAUGACUGUCCACACAAACAAAAGCAUCUGCCUUCUCUCUCACUGGCCCUUUUUCGAUGCUUUUCGCAACUUUUUGACCUUCCUCUAUAGAUACUCCAUCUCAGGUCCACACACUCUACCCAUUGAAAAGCAUAUUUCCCAUUUCAUGCACAAGGUUCCCUUCCCCUCCUCUCAAAGGCCACGUAUCCUGGUGCAGCUGUCUCCACAUGAUAGCCUGAUGCUGAGCCAGCCCGUUUCCUCUCCUCUCCCUCUGAGUGGAGGAAGACUCUCUACAUUGCUAUUGAACCUCGGCCCUAAGAAUGCAGCUACUCUAUUGGUCUUAGCUGUGACGGAACACAAGAUCCUGGUGCACUCCUUACGUCCGGCUGUUCUGACCAGUGUCACCGAGGCCCUGGUGUCAAUGAUUUUCCCCUUCCACUGGCCAUGCCCAUACAUUCCUCUCUGCCCGCUGGCCCUGGCAGAUGUGCUCAGUGCUCCAUGCCCUUUCAUUGUCGGUGUGGACUCGCGGUACUUUGACCUCUAUGAGCCACCGACGGACAUAAGCUGUGUGGACCUGGACACAAACACUAUAACUCACAAAGAAGAACGCAGAUCCCUGACCUGGAAGAUCCUGCCAAGAAAAGCCUGUAAACAUCUGAUCAACACCCUCAGCAAUCUCCACCAGCAACUGGAUGAGGGUUAUCAGAUGAGCCGCGAGGAAGGACAGAUGGAGGCCUUCAUGAGCGAACGGGAACCUGGCAGUGGUGGGAAAAGUCUGGAAACGUUGGAGCUAGAGAUCCAGGAGGCUUUCCUGCGCUUUACGGCGGCCAUCUUGAAAGGCUACCGCUCAUACCUGUUGCCCAUCACACAGGCUCCAUCUGAGAAAGCCACAGAUGCCAGCUCACUCUUUGAUCUGCAAGGCUUUUUGAAGAGUCGGGAUCGAUCCCAUCAGAAGUUUUACUCCCUCAUGACUAAGACUCAGAUGUUCAUUCGUUUCAUUGAAGAGUGCUCUUUUGUCAGCGAUAAGGAUGCAAGCCUUGCUUUCUUUGAUGACUGCGUUGACAAGUUGUUUGGCACAGAGAAAGGAGGGAAGGUGGACAGCGAUAAGCCCGAGGACACUAGGCUUAUUGAACUUGACAAAUCCCACCGAAGCGAACACACGGUCUUCAUCAGCCCUCCAGAGCUGCCAGCACUUCCAGAAGGAGAGGAGCCGCCUAUGGUUUACAGUUACAGCGGCUUCCCGGCACUGAAUGCCCAACUCUGUGAGCAUCAGGAUGGUCUCAGAGUCCCCAAAGCAACAUCAGCCCUGAGACACAUCAGUCCCAUCAGCCCUGCUGCUAUAUUCCGUCGCUCCCAACAGGAGAUCAAAUCAGCCCAGCGGAUGGCCAAAACCUACUCCUCCAUCCCUCAGAUGUGGUCUAAAUGUCUCCUCAGGCACUGUCACGGUCUGUGGUUCAUCUGUUUGCCUUCGUACGUCAGCGCGUGUCACUCUAAAGUGCGCGCUCUGCAUACUGCUUACGACGUGCUGAGAAACAUGCAGGACAAAAAGCUGCAGCCUCCGGAUGAGGUGUGUUAUCGGGUCCUGAUGCAGCUGUGUGGGCAAUACGGUCAACCUGUUCUAGCAGUCCGAGUCUUGUUUGAGAUGAAGAAAGCCGGAGUUCAGCCUAAUGCCAUCACUUAUGGAUACUACAACAGAGCCGUCCUGGAGAGCACAUGGCCUUCCUCCACCAGAGGGGGAUACUUCCUGUGGGGAAAACUGAGAAAUGUGGUUCGGGGUGUGGUGCUUUUCAAACAAGUAUGGAGGAGGCAGACCACCCACCCGAAAGACACUCAUCUUUCUGAUGCCAGUGAUCUCGACAGUGUCAGCCAUGGCAGCCUGGACAGCUCUAACGAUUCAGCGGAGCGAGUUUCCAUUGAUACAGACUUCACCAAAAUGGAUUCCAGUGAUGACAGAUCCAGCACAGGGGGUCAGUCUGAUCAGGGCUACGACUCUCUGUCUAAGGAGGAGGUGAGGUUUGGAGGAGGUGAAGAGCAGAACUGCUCUCCAGACAUCAAGGAGAAAAAGGACAGCAACUCUUGUCCAUUAUCUCAGUCUGAACUCUCAAAGAAAGAGGAUUCAUCCCUCGCAGCUGGAAUCCAUCCUUCGAAAAUUACCAGGGAAUCCAGUCAAACCUUUUCCGACACCAUUCCGAAGACAAAAAGACCUAACUCCCUGGAUAUUUUUGGAGAGAAGCCCAUAAGACCCAACACGCUGGAUCUAACCCCAGAUAAGCCUGUAGACUCUGUACCUGCAGCACAGACACAAACAGACGCAUUGGAGUGCGUCGUGAGCCCACCUAAAGUUUCCGUGGAGAGGACUGCCAGCUGCAUGGUUACCAUGGAGAAGACAGUUGCCAUGGAGAGCGGGCACACUGGCGUGGAGAGGAGCAUGAGCUGCAAUAGUGCUCUCAGUCGAGUGGUGAAGAGGACGGGCAUUGAAGCAGGGUUUGAUCCUCUGUCCCUCAUGGCAGCUGAGACUCACGGCCAUGAGGACGAGGAUAGUGCGGGCACCCCAACCGCCCGCCGGGACUUGGCCGAGGAGAUUCAUCACUACAUGAACAACCUGAGCAGCCCUUUAAGCCAGCGUUCUCUCAGUGUGGACCUGAAGGGCCACCAGACCCCGUCCCCUCACAGCUCACCCUGUAUGUCCAAAAUAGCACUGGGUUCCCCCAGUGCUUCCCAGCUCCAGCCUCAGCCACGAACACGACUGUUCUCCUCGCCCUCGCUUCCUCAGGGCCGCGUGCGCAGGGUCAGAGAGCAGCGGCCUACUUCUUUGGCCUCCCCUUCAUCUCCCACUCCCUCCUCUUCCUCUUUCUCUAUGGACUCUCUGCUCACUCCGACCCUGGAUGUGUUCAAGAGCAGCUUCCUGUCUGCUGGGAAGGGCGUUGCUGAGAAAGCAAGUCGAUUGUAUUCCAGACUUUCCUCGCAGACAUCAAUUGCACAAGAUUUGAACUCUGACCAGGUCAGUGUGUCCUCGCUGGGCUCUGGUGACCCUGACUGCUCCUCCUUGAUUGAGAGCGAUCUGUGUGUCGAUCCUGAAGGGCUCUCCUCCCCACAGAGAGAUGCAGCUCAACCCGUCACACGGCCCAGAAGGAGCCCUCACAGGAGUAAUAACUGCCUAGAAAGCCCAUCCGCGGGACCUCGACUCUUCCGACAGCCCUCCCUCACUGGUCCAUCGCUGACAGUAAUGAAAGCUCUGCAGACUCCAGACACAUGCUCUGAUUCCAGUUUCAGUCAGUUCACGCAAAGUUAUGCUGUCGAAGUUCGUAUGUCCAGUUGUUCUCGCUGCAACACCUGUGAGAGUUUGGUGUAUGAUGAAGAGAUCAUGGCUGGCUGGACAGCCGAUGACUCAAACCUCAACAGCACAUGUCCAUUCUGCGGCUCUCCGUUUCUGCCUCUGCUCAAUGUGGACAUCACAAACAUGGGUGACCAAGAAAGAUCACCAUGUCAAGAUACUCGUUCUGGCCAGACAGAAAAAGAAGAUGAGCUACCAGAAGUUUAUGAUGCCUCUAGCAGUCUUUCCAACAAGAAGAAAAAAGACGCUGAGGCAGUGACCGUGCCAUACCUGAGUCCUCUGGUCCUCUGGAAAGAGCUGGAGAGUCUGCUGGAGAAUGAGGGGGAUCAGGCCAUCUCCUCUGCAGCCAUUGUAGAUCAUCACCCCAUCGUCUUCUGGAACCUGGUGUGGUUUUUCCGCCGCCUUGAUCUUCCCAGCAGCCUCCCGGGUCUCUAUCUGACCUCCAAACACUACUGCAGAGAUACUCCGCAGUCUCAGCAAAGUUGUGCUUCAGAAGACAGUAAGAACGUGUUGGUCCAGAUCCAGUGGGACAAUCCCAGACUGCACCAGGACCACAUUCAGCCCUGCUACCUGCUCUGGAAAGCAUAUUGCUCGAGCGCUGCAGUGUCUUCCGGUCUGAAUGAGGAUGAGCAGGCUGUAAGUCUGGAGCUGCUGCAGACGCUGGUGAAGAACAUCCAGAAGAACGAUGUCUAUCAGCCCAUGAGUCUCAUACUGCAGCUGCUGGGCUCCAGGCUGGGCUUCAGCAGACAGCGGAGCUUGUAUAGAGACAUCCUGUUUCUGUCAUUAGUGGCUUUGGGCAAGAGUAGCAUAAAUAUCGAUGCAUUCGACCGUGAAUACAAAACAGCGUACGACCGUUUGACACCCAGCCAGGUCAAGAUGACCCACAAUUGUGACCGUCCACCCAGCGCUGGAGUCAUGGAGUGCAGACGAACCUUCGGCCUUCCCAGUCUGUGAUUCAAUCCUCACAUCCAUCACAUCGAAAAUCAUCCAAAGACGAAACGCUUUCACUUUCAUCUGAACCAAAGCUACCUCCGGCUCCCCUGAGGUCUCUUUUGAAACAUCUCCUUUCUGUCACUCUGACUGUUCUCCAUCUAAUGGACACUUUAUAUAAUCAACCAUCACAUUUCCCCCAUCCUUUAACUCUUCCGUCUGCUAACGUCUCGAAAAGUUGCGUCGCAUCGAAAUCGUCCUUCGCCGCUCAGGUAAACUUGAGUUCAGAGUCAAUUGCUGCUUUUACACAAUCCACAUUGUAAAAGCGCUACAGAAAUGUGUAGAUUAGGAGCAAUAUCAUUGUGCUCAGGUCAUUUCCACCCACUCCGAGCAAAUGGCGGGGUGAAAUUGGGACCAGUAGCUGUAGAACAAUCAAAAUCCAUCACGUUUAGGAAGCACAAUGAGCGUAAAUACACAAAAAAACCCGUCUUGUAUAUUUCACACGCGAAGAGACUUUGUGUACAUACGUCUUAUUAUUUUGAAUAUUUGUAUUAUACAGUUAUAUUUUAAAACGGGAAUUUGCUAUAAUCGACGUGUCUCCAUUUGUAAAGACUAUACAGUAUAUGCUGUCGGUAUCGUGUCGGUUUAGUUUUUUCGUCGUCCUGGUCCUGGAGACCAGCCGUGUGGUGACCGUCGGUGACACUGUCGUCUUGAGGUACUGAACUGGACCAAAUAUAAACUCUGACUCACGGUUUACAUGUUAAGGAGUGUGUUUGAUGGCGAUUUGAACUGAGAAAUGCCUUACCUUGUGGCGAAGAGAUGUACGGAUUAUGGAGUUUCAUUUCCAACAGGGUAUAACGAGUAGUAUAGAGAUGUUUAAAGAAUCAAUGGACUGUUAUUAUGAAUAUGAAGUCAGCAUUUUACACCCACCUGCAUAAUCCAGUGUGUUUGCCAUGAAGGUACUUGAUUUUAGCUCAUUCUGCUUUGUAUUAUGCAAAGUAUUGCGUAAGAGACAUAAAAUGAAGUACCUGAAGCAUACAAGCGCUUAAAUUAUUUGUGUGACAUGUAAUAACUAAUGGAAAUGUGUUUCUGACAUGGAUUUAAAAAGGUAAUUGUGACAUUAUUAUGUCUUUUGGGAGUACUCACUAUUUUGGCUUUUCUACUCAGAAUUGCGAGUUUCUAAGUAUAAACUCACAUUGUGGAUUUCUUUAAUGGAACUUUCAACACAAGUUUAUAUUUUUCAGUUCUAUAUGAACUCACAGUUGCUGUAAAUAAAUAUACUUCAUUAAAAUUAAGACUUUACAUAUCACAAUUCAGACUUUUCUCACUAGACAUAAAUUAAUUCUUCGAAUUGUAACUUUUUGUGUGUGUGUAAUUUACAACAUAGGCUCAUUCUGAAAACGUAGCCCUAUAUACAUUUCUGGAGAGCGCGAAUUAUGUAACCAGAGGAACGUAAAGCUACAUUUCAUCUCUAGAAUGAAUGCUAUAGGGCGGUAUGACACCGUUCAUUUUUGCGCUUACCAGCUGACUGAUUACCUCUGUAUGGACGAAUAUCCCACUGUUCUGUUCCAGAAAGUGGAUAAGACAAAAACAUAAAGCCAAAAAAUAAAAUAAACAAGUAAAUAACAGGCUGAGAAUGUGGUAAAAUGUGGUAAAAACCAGGCGAGGGCUUUUCUUUUUUUGGAUUACUUUUUAAAACUGUCGGUUGGAUUUAGGGAAGUGGGUAAACGGGUCAAUCGGUGCUUUUGAAAACGCUAUCGGUUGAUUUUAAGGAAGGGGGUGGGUGGGGUUAUUGGUCAGUCAGUCAGUCGACAGCGGCCUCUGGUGGAUUUAUGUGAGUACAGCAGGAGUGAAUGGCACUCGUGAGAGAAUUUUGAGAUCUCUAAAAGUGUACACAGCGACCUCUGGUGGACUCGCGAAAACAAAAACUGCUAAAAAGUAGCUCCUGGGAUGUGUUUGGCGCUCUCCAGAAAUGUAUAUAUGGGUACGUUUUCAGAAUGAGCCUGAGUUGAUUUAAAAAGGUAAUUGCGACAUUAUUAUGUCAGUCGGGAGUUCUCACGAUUCUGGCUUUUCUACUCACAGUCUAAACUCACAAUUGUUUAUUUCUUUAAUGGAAGUUUGAACACAAAUGUUACAAGUUUAUAUUUUUCAGUUCUGUAUGAACUGAAAAGUUGCUAAAAAUAAAUAAACUUCAUUAAAAAUGAAGACUUUCAUAUCACAAUUCAGACUUUUUCUCACUGAAUUGUAGCUUUUCUUUGUGUGUAAUUUAACAUUAACAGUAACACUUUAGCUUAGGUCACACUUCAUGGUAUUAACAAUACUUGUUUAAUAAAAUACUAAUUAGCUGUUUAUUAAUAGUUAGUAAGGUAGAAGUUGGGUUUAGGUUUUGGGUAGGAUUUGGGAUACAGAAUAAAAUCAUACUUUAUAACUACUAAUGAACAGUUAAUAUCUUAAUAAUAGUCAGGUAUAGCAUGAAUUGUGACUUAAAAUAAAGUGUUACCGAGUUGCCAUCGAUAUCUCAUGGCAAUUCGUCGUAACUUUUUGAUUUAGUGACUAAUUCGUAUGAAU